AUAUCUUACAUUGCAUAAAUAUACGUCCCUGAUCUUCUUAUUUUUGCCUUCUUUCUUUUUUUUUUUUUAUAUUUUUAAACAAUGCAUACAACAGCAAACUGUCCACUAAGAUCAAUGGCGUGGAUAACAUUAGAUGAUCACAAUCGAGUGAUCGAGGCAACAAAGGAAAUGAAAGAACUCUUGGGAUAUAAUCCCGUUAAUCAGACAAUAGAUAGUCUAUGGAAAUAUGAAAAGAACGACGGUGCUUAUCUUAUCGUAAACACAAUUUAUAAUUCACGUACACUCUGCAUUUGUUUACAUACACAAAAAGAAGGAAGAGUUCUAGUGUGCUUAGAUAUCACGGAUCUAAAAAACUAUCAAACCAACACAAACGUAUCAUGUUCCAUCUUUCGGCUUUCCAUGUACGGUACAAUCGAGGCUGUCAUUUCGAAUGAAGAAUAUGGUACGUCAUGGAUAGGUCAGCCCAUGAUGCGCUAUAUUCAUUCAGAUGAUGUCGAGAAGUUCUGUAUGGCUACCAGUCAGGCAACCCGAUCACCUUCUUUCCUCGUUCAACUCACCCUUCGUUUUCUUCCAUCUCCCGAACAACAGGCGUCGUUUGAAUGCACCUUUCUCUCCGUCGAUCAGCAACAGCUCAUCUGCUUCAUACAGCCUACCUCUACCUAUAUCCAACACAUCGUCACACAGACGCAAAGAAAAUUCUGGCAGACGUUUGAAUAUGGAAUGACUACCGUUGCACAUCAUCUAAGUCAAAGCUUAUUACUAUUGGCCAAGAUAAUGCGGGGAUGUCAUAAAAAAGAUGAAGUCGAAUUUUUAUGUACAGUGGCUAGUUACAUUGGAAUCUCACCAUCGACAACCAAAGGCUGGCUGAACCAAUUUGUAGAUCAAACAUUUGAAUGGUUUGUUCACGACAGUGAUUUUAUUGUAUAAAGAUAUCUCUUUUAGCUUAUUAAUGCAACAAUUUUCCCCUCUAUAUGUACUCGAAUACAUAUGAUGUAUGAUUUAUGUAAAUAAAAUGUUUAGUAUUUUCCUCCACGAUUUGCAAGGACGCUCAUCAUACUCUUGGCUCCAAAACAAAGCAUAUUACCAACCUAUAAGGAAAUAUCAAUCGACUCUCUCGUUUUAAAAUCAACCGAAAUU
Molecule: messenger RNA, 1137 nt
Organism: Rhizopus microsporus ATCC 52813
Lineage: Eukaryota; Fungi; Mucoromycota; Mucoromycetes; Mucorales; Rhizopodaceae
Exons: 2
Coding region: 82-927 (281 amino acids)
Source: RefSeq, a predicted model, not a curated record